GCUGAUGAAAGAGGGGAGGCCGGUGGGCGUGUGUGUGUCUGCGCUGUGCAUUGGCGGCUGAAGCUGAGGUUCAGCUGACGGGCGUUUAUCGUUUCCUCCCUUGCUGCUCUUCUGUGUCUCAUCGCUGCGGCGCGAUUCGAAGCGCGGGGUCAGUUAGAGCUUCACCUCUCUGUUUCCGGCCUCCUCUCCCUGAUCCACCCUCUGCUCGGAGAUGCUCAGGCUCCAGUCCAUCGCUGCCCGCUCCCUGAUGGCCGGAGCGUUAGAUCCGUGCCCGGCUUUAGCCGCUCCUGGGCCCGGCAGGCGGCCGAACCGCGCCGCGCUGAGGCUCUCUCCGGCCGGGCUGAAGCGCUACAACGCGUCCGGAGCUCCGGCAGCAGCGGUCGCCGCAGUGGGGAACGGAAAGGCCCGGGAGAAGACGCUGACCAUGGAGACCCUGAACCCGCAGGUGAAGGCGGUGGAGUACGCGGUCAGGGGACCCAUCGUCAUCAAAGCCGGGGAGAUCGAGAGGAUCUUACAGGAGGGGGGUAAAAAGCCCUUCACCGAGGUCAUCAAAGCCAACAUCGGGGAUGCCCACGCCAUGGGACAGCAGCCUAUCACGUUCCUCAGACAGGUGGUUGCUCUCUGCACCUUCCCUGAGCUCCUGGACAGCCCCAGCUUCCCAGAGGACGCUAAGCGGAGAGCACGGCGUAUCCUGCAGGGUUGCGGGGGGCGGAGCCUGGGGUCAUACAGUGCCAGCCAGGGGGUGGACUGCAUCCGGCAGGACAUCGCUGCGUACAUCGAGCAGAGAGACCAGGGAGUGCCGUCCAACUGGGAGAACAUCUUCCUCACCACCGGUGCCAGUGAUGGGAUUGUGAGUAUCCUGCGGCUCCUGGUGUCGGGUGAAGGUCGCGCCCGCACCGGCGUGAUGAUCCCCAUCCCUCAGUAUCCGCUCUACUCCGCAGCCAUCGCAGAGAUGGACGCUGUGCAGAUCAACUACUACCUCGACGAGGACAACUGCUGGGCCUUAGACGUGCACGAGCUGCACAGAGCAUAUCAGGCUGCCAAACAGCACUGCCAGCCCAAAGUUCUCUGCAUCAUCAACCCUGGAAACCCCACAGGUCAAGUGCAGAGCAAGAAGUGUAUUGAAGAAGUCCUGCAUUUCGCCUAUGAGGAGAACCUGUUUGUCAUGGCGGAUGAGGUGUAUCAGGAGAACGUCUAUGCCCCAGACUGUGAGUUCCACUCCUUUAAGAAGGUUCUGUAUGAGAUGGGCCCGGAGUACUUCAACAGCGUGGAACUGGCCUCGUUCCACUCCACUUCCAAAGGUUACACGGGAGAGUGUGGCUUCAGAGGCGGCUUUAUGGAGAUCGUAAACCUGGAUCCGGAGGUUAAGGCCCAGCUGGUGAAGCUGCUGUCGGUCAGACUGUGCCCCCCGGUGGCAGGCCAGGCUGCCAUGGACGUGGUUGUGAAUCCUCCGCAGCCGGACGAGCCCUCGUUCGCUCAGUUCCACAAGGAGAAGGCCUCAGUGCUGGGUGCCCUGGCAGAUAAAGCUAAGCUAACGGAGCAGAUCCUCAGCGCCGUGCCUGGAAUCAAGUGCAAUCCUGUCCAGGGGGCCAUGUACGCCUUCCCCCAGAUUUUCAUCCCCCCCAGAGCAGUGGAAGAGGCCAAGGCUCUGGGAAUGCAGCCAGACAUGCUGUACUGCCUCAGGCUCCUGGAGGAGACGGGAAUCUGCGUUGUUCCUGGAAGCGGCUUCGGCCAGAGGGAGGGCACCUACCACUUCAGAAUGACUAUCCUGCCGUCUCCUGAGAAGCUGAAGGUGCUCCUGGAGAAAGUGCGAGAUUUCCACAUCAAGUUCCUGAAGGAGUAUUCCGCUCUGGAAGAGCCUCAGUGCCGAGUGCAGGCCUGAAGAGGCCAGACUGGACAUGCUAGAACAUCACUUAACACGCUAACCCCACAGUAACAGUAGUGUUAAGUAGCGUCGAUUUAUUAUUUAGUAUUUUUUGUUCAGAUCAGCAGGUCGGAAGGGGCUUUUCUGUUCAGCGAUUUCUGGAACUGUUCUAUUUGUGCCUUUUUUGAAAUGUCGUUCUAAAGAAAAAGGGAUGGGGUCAGUUUAAGCUACAACACUAAAGCAUGAAUGUUCAGAAGCCCCUUCGUUGCGGGGCUUGUCUGCGAGAGCAGGACGUUCUGUUUAUUCUGUUUUUUUAAAGUCUUAUUUUCCCUCAUCGUUCACUGUGAGCUGCACAGGAACACAGAAGGGUCUUCACGCGCAGCCCACCGCUCACAUCGCAUCCGAACGCACAGCCCAUUCAGGAAAUUGUCCCUAAACGUAUAAUGUGACUUAAUCAGAGCUCUAAAAUGGCUCUGUCGUUACUUAAAGUCUGAAAGUUUUGCACUUCCCAGAGAAUCUGUUGAUGCGGCAUUAUUUUUGGGAACUAAUGUUACUGUAAAUUCAGAGGCUUUUCACUGCAGUGAAAAGUGUUUUAUCUAGAGGCUGUUUUUAGAAUUUGGUGCUUAAAAAGUUAUUUUUUGUGAAGAUGCUGUUAAGAUAAUGAAGAACGAAUUAGCUCUGCUUCUUCUCUUUGGCCUCCCUUAUUGAUGUGGGGACGUGAUUAGCUUUAAUGACGGCUGCAGUCAGUACAGCUGUAGUUUUAGUGAGAUAGCUUGCUAACGUGGCUAAAGAAGCUAGCGGCCAGUUAGUAUAACAUGCUCUGUGUUAUGCUAAGUGGUGGCUGGUUUGUUAUUUAUUGUUAGCAACAUCAGCAUUUUGGACUGAAUUUAUGCAGAAUCCCAGAUAGCAAGCAUGUACUGGUCCACUCGAAAAGGGUUGGGAUCUCACUGCUCGGACCACCCAGAUUAUUGUCCUGCAUGAGAGGUCUAACUAGUUUCUAAUCUCUUCAGACAGUUUUUUUGUCUAAUACUCGCCCGUGGGCCGUCGGCAGGCCAGCAGUGGCCCACUGUCUUCUUGCUAUCUGGGAUGAAGGACCCCUGUACGGACGUAUUAACAGCAGGAGCUGUAAUCCACCUCACUGUGUCUCUGCUGAACCGAGGCGAAAGGCAGCAGAGCACGGCUGUGAAAGUUUUCCACGGUGUUCCGCUCAAAACGCACAACAGUUUGUAAAGAGUCCUGUUUGAGGAAUGAAUUUGGUGUCCUAGAAAACUCCGAAUCUGUUUCAAUGGGAACUUUUUCACAGUGGUUUUAUUGGCGCCGGUCACUCCUCGACGUGGUUAUUCAUAAGGAGAAUUAUGAAGUUACCUCCUUUCUCCUGUUAUUGUAUCGUGCCAAACAGUUUCUUUUACUUUUACAAGGUUCUGUUACUUUCAUCUGUCACUGUUUACAAUGCUUUGUUUUUAUUUUUUGUAAUUAAUAAAUACUGAAUGAAUUUGAAAAAAAAAUCCAAUUGUUUUAACUCAACCAUUUUUUUUCCAGCGUUUGUCUACAGGCUACUGAGGUGCCUUUAGUAGAGUUCAUUUUUAAUAAUUAUUAUUAUUAUUAUU
This is a messenger RNA of Colossoma macropomum (tambaqui), 3471 nucleotides long. RefSeq names its product glutamic pyruvate transaminase (alanine aminotransferase) 2 (gene gpt2). The record is from RefSeq and is a predicted model, not a curated record. Gene Ontology annotation, biological process: biosynthetic process. Gene Ontology annotation, molecular function: L-alanine:2-oxoglutarate transaminase activity; pyridoxal phosphate binding. Lineage: Eukaryota; Metazoa; Chordata; Actinopteri; Characiformes; Serrasalmidae.